AUGGCUGCCGAGCACCAAAUCCCCAUCCUGAUCAUAGGCGGCGGUAUUGUAGGCCUCUCGGCUUCUCUCUUUCUCUCUCAACAUGGAAUACAGUCUAUCCUCAUUGAGCGUCACUCGGGAACAUCCAUACACCCACGAGCUCGAUCCGUCAAUGCUCGAACCAUGGAACUAUUCCGCGGUCUCGGGAUGGACGAUCUUGUUCGAGAAGCCGGUGCCUCAAUGAAAGCAACAAUGGGUAUUCAUAAAGGGAAAACGCUCAAGGAAGUGAUAGAAGCUAAGAAACCAGCCGAUGGUCCUAGGAAGUUUCCUUUGGCUGGUUUGAUGAAUUCGAUUAGUCCGGUUCAAGGAACGUUUGUAACGCAGGAUAUGCUUGAACCAGUUUUGGUGGAUGUGGCAAGGGAGCGAGGGGGUGAUUUGAGAUUCUAUACGGAAUGUAUUAGUAUUCAACAAGACAGUGAUAGUGUUACGGCCACACUCAAAGACCGGGAAACUGGCGCUGUCUCCUCAGUUCGUGCAGAGUACCUUAUCGCCGCCGAUGGAGCAGGAAGCCCUAUCCGAAAUCGACUUAACGUCCUAACCUCUGGACAAGGUACGAUGGGGCAUUUAAUCAACAUACUAUUCCAAGCCGAUCUCAAACCCCUGGUACACAAACGAGAAUUUUCCAUCUGUGUGAUCGAAAGUCCAGAGAUUUAUGGAGCAUUCACAUCCAUCAAUAAUGACGACCGUUGGGUGUUCCAUCUCGCUUAUGACCCCUCCAAAGGCGAGCAAGCUUCAGACUUCACUCCCGAGAAAUGUAUAGAGUUGUUGCGCAUUGCAAUAGGAAUACCCGAUCUCGAAAUAGAUGUCAAAAGCAUACUGCCUUGGGAACCAUCUGUACGAGUAGCAGAUCAACUACAACAUGGACGUAUCUUUCUCGCAGGUGAUGCUGCUCAUCAGAUGCCUCCGUGGGGAGGUCAGGGUGCAAACUCUGGUAUUACAGACGUUCAUAAUCUUGCUUGGAAACUCGCACUGGUACUUCAAAAACAAGCAAGCAAGAGAUUGUUAGAAACAUACAAUGCAGAACGUCAACCCGUCGGUAAAACAGCAGCAGUGGUAUCAGCAAGUGGUAGCGACAAACGGGGAAUGGUCUCGCUAAACCUCCGGGAUCCAGCUGUUAUAGUGGGAUUUUACAAGAGAAUAGGGUUAAUCUCUGGACACGGAUAUACUUAUGCUAGUAACUCAAUAUGUCCAGAGAAUACAUCUCCUCUCAGUGGUUUGACGUGGAAACCGUGGACAUUAGCUAGUUUAUUCUUUUUACUCGAUAGUAGACCUGGUAGUAGACUUCCACAUCUAUGGACCACGCACGAAGGAAAACGCAUUUCGACUCUUGAUCUAUGUGGGCAAAAAUUCACCUUGCUAACUGGAGCAAAAGGAGAAGCAUGGAUCGAAGCUGCGAAAUUAAUAUCGAAAACUCUAGCUAUUGACAUAUCCACAUACACUACAGGACCAAACGGCGAUCUCGUCACAGAAAACAACGUAUUCGAAACCACAACGGGUAUAUCAUCUCAAGGUGCGAUAUUGGUACGACCAGAUGGAUUCGUAGCAUGGAGAGCCAGGAGACAAGAAUCUGGUGUAGAGACGCCACAAAUUCAACUUGAGCUGGCGAUGAGGCGGAUUCUUUGUUUGUUGUGA
Molecule: messenger RNA, 1671 nt
Organism: Botrytis byssoidea
Lineage: Eukaryota; Fungi; Ascomycota; Leotiomycetes; Helotiales; Sclerotiniaceae
Exons: 1
Coding region: 1-1671 (556 amino acids)
Molecular function (GO): FAD binding
Source: RefSeq, a predicted model, not a curated record